Penicillium malachiteum is the source of this 936-nucleotide messenger RNA. RefSeq names its product SDR family NAD(P)-dependent oxidoreductase. Lineage: Eukaryota; Fungi; Ascomycota; Eurotiomycetes; Eurotiales; Aspergillaceae. The transcript has 5 exons. The record is from RefSeq and is a predicted model, not a curated record. Bases 1 to 936 code for a protein of 311 amino acids.
AUGUCGUCAUCAUCGGCCGCAAAACAACGUCUCCAGGCUCUAAGUCAACAGCUCGUCCAGGGCAUCCCUGACGAAGGCACCUUCGAGGGAAUUCCCCGAAUCCGUCAUAUUGCUUCGGAUUCAGCUGGGCCUCGAACUAAAGACAAGGUCGUAAUCGUCACUGGGGCCAACUCACCAAAUGGUCUUGGUCGCGCUAGCGCCCACCAAUAUGCCCAAAAUGGCGCCAAAGCAGUCUACAUUUGUGACUAUGACGACAGUCAUCUCGCAACUCAUAAACGGGAAAUAGAGGUGGACGUGCACACUCGGCAGUUCGACGCAGGCGAUGAGAAAGCCGUGGUAGCAGUGAUUGAUGACGCGAUAUCCAAGUACGGGCGACUAGAUAUCUUCUUCGCGAAUGCAGGAAUAGUAGGACAACCGAAAAUAUUCACCGAGAUUGAUGGCGAAGGGUUCAUGAAAACUAUGAGAACCAACGCACUUGGCGUCUUCCUGGCAGUUAAGCAUGCCGCGCCCGCAAUGAAAGUAACUUCGGAAUCAAAGCUAUAUCCAAGUGGCUCGAUUAUCGGCACCGCAUCCGUAGCUGGCUUGCGCUCAAAUGCAGGCUCAACUGAUUACUCUGCAUCCAAGGCAGCGGUUAUCUCCAUCGCACAGACAUGCUCGUACCAGCUCGCUGGAACUGGAAUCCGGGUUAACGCUAUCUGUCCUGGUUUAAUUGAGACGGGCAUGACUCAGUCGACGUUUGACAAGGCGCGGGAACGAGGCACAGAGCGCAAGAUUGGGCAGCUGAAUCCCUUGCAGCGUGGCGGAAUUGCUGAUGAGGUUGCGCGUGUGGCGCUUUUCUUGGGUAGUGAUGAGAGUAGUUAUGUGAAUGGUCAGGCUUGGGCUGUGUGUGGUGGCCUGACUGCGGGACAUCCGUUUGUUCCUGGGAAGUUGGCUUGA